GAUUUUUUUGUAUUGUUUUAACCACAAUGCUUGAAACAAAAAUAAAUCAAAUCGAAAAACGUUUCCUCUUGACAUGUUUUAAAGGUAAGCACUGUUACAUCCAUCUAUGGACAUUUUGCUGGAACGUUGGGCGGGUCGUGACGCUGAUAUAAGAAGGGCAGAUCUCAUUGUCUGUCAGUUUAUUGUCAUGAGGUUUUGUAAAGAUGCGGUUCCUCCUCCUGCUGAUCUGCUCCUCCACACACAUUGUUAGUGUGGCAGCUCAAGCCAAAGGUAAAGUUAUUCUGCGCGGUGGAGAGAACCCGUGCGAGGGUCAUGUUGAAAUCUACUACAACAACACAGCGGGGCAUGUGGGAGACAAACACUGGGACGACAACAUGGAGAAGGUGGUCUGCAGGACCACUCAGUGUGGGGUACCGGUGCCCGGUGCGACCAAAAAUGUCCAGAGGCUUGAGAACAGAACGGUGUGGCUGAAUGAACUGAAGUGCAGCGGGAACGAGGACAGUCUGUGGGACUGUCCAGGGUAUCCGGCUCCAGGCGUCAGCGUCUACCAAAAGCCCACGGUGAAGAUGAUCAAAUGUUCAGGUCAAAUCAAGAUAAGUCUUGAACCACAUGAAUGCCACGGAGUAGCAAAGUACUCUGUGAGCGCGACUCAUUCUGGCUACUUCUGCAAGGACAACUGGGGACCAAAAGACACCCAGACUGCAGAACUGCUGUGCAGAAGUGUUGGAUGUGGAGGUUUGAAAGAGAUCCCAAGAGCUCGGUGGGUUGACAUGAGCAAUUAUGAAAGAUCAGAGAAGAUGGGGGUGGAUUGUGCUGGCAUUGAUUCGGUGACCAAUCUGUGGCUGUGCGCCGGGAAACCCAACCAGUGCAGAGACCCUGUUGUUGUAACAUGUGAAGGGCACGAGAGGCUGCAGCUUCUAGGAAGUCCGACAAACGUCUGCUCAGGGCAGCUGCAGCAAAAGAAGACUAAAUGGGAAGCAGUGAGAAACAACAUAAAUAUCACUGAUCGUUUAUGCACAGAGGUGAACUGUGGUACCGUCAAAAACUACACAUAUGUUGAUCAAAACCUACACCUGACAUGCACAGACACAGUUAAAGUUGUUUUGAUGGACGGCAAGAGAGAAAGCAAAUGUUUCGGUCGUGUUCACGUGAACAGGAACGGUUUAAACCAACCGGUGUGCGGCGCUGGCUGGACUGCAGAGAAUUCACAUAUGGUCUGUAAGGAACUGAGCUGUGGAAAGUUAAUUGAAUGGACGAACAAAGCUCCAGUAGGACCAGGGGUCAUGGAUGAUGUCAACUGUUCGGGCAACGAGUCGUCUCUGUGGCACUGCAAGGCCCGGCACGGCCCACAGCUGACCUGUCAGCAAACGCCACACGUUAUCUGUUCAGGAAGUGUUAAGUUUAGUCUUGCGGACGGUCCUGGGAAAUGUGCUGGUAGGCUGGACGUCCUGCAUGGAGGCGAAUGGAAAAGGGUCGCUAAAAGCAAAUGGAAUGAGAAAUAUUCAGACAACAUCUGUCAACGCCUCAACUGUGGAAAGACAACCGGAGAAAACCAUCCUGAAAGGUUCUUCCAGGGUUCUGGAAGCUUUGUUUCCAUAGCGUGUGACCAAAACCAGCCUGAUAUUUCUGAAUGUGUUAAAUCUGAGCAAAACACACGAAAUGAAGAAGCUGUGGGAAUAACCUGUGAGAAUCAUGAAGUGGUUUUUCUGAAGGGAUCUGAAUCCUGUUCUGGAGCGGUGGGAAUCAGACAGAACAACAACACCUUCUGGCUCUCCGGGUCCAAUGAGACCUGGAACUCUGAGGCUGCAGAAACGCUGUGUCAGCAGAUGCACUGUGGCCGCCUCACCAAGUUCUCCUCCAGCUCUUCUGCUGGUGACAUUUCUGAUAUGAUCUUCAGAGCUUACCGCUGCUCUGGAAAGCAAAGGUCUCUCUUUGACUGUGACAAAGUGGAACUUCCUGACCACAAUGAGAACAUUGCUCAGGUGGAAUGCUCAGGAAAAAUCAAUGUAAGCCUGAGUGAAGGCUGCUGGGGAAAAGUCCGUAUUUUUGCAGAAGGAAAGUCUGAAGGUGUCUGUGCAGACUCCUGGACUGAGGAAAUGUCUAAAACUCUGUGUCAAGAAACGAGCUGUGGGGAAGCUGUCUUUAAAGCUCGCAAACUUCCCGCAAGGGAAGUUGUUACGUUCAAAAGUCUGCACACCGUCGGCAAUACUUCUAACCUGAGGGAAAGCACCUUUGUUAAAACGGAAAAAAGAGAAACGUGUGUCCCGGCCUACGUCAUCUGUGGAGGCAGAGAAAACAUCCGAUUCCGUCCUUCCCGGGAUAAAUGUUCAGGAGUUGUUGAGGCAUUCUAUGAAGGGGACUGGCUCCCCAUGAGCACGAAUGCUGCCAUAAGAUUUGGUGCUGACUAUGAUUUCUGUGAACACCAGAAAUGUGGUAAAUCUGAAAAUCCUCCAACUCGCCUUGGACUCCCACAUGACGGUGAAGCCAUCACCGCGAUAGACUGUUCAGGAGAUGGCUCAAAAGAUGCCUUUAAGGUGUGCAGCAUCAGUCUUACAAGAAACAGCGUUCUUGGAGUCCAACAAUGUUCAGACUGGAGGGAGAUAGUUCUAGAAGACGAUGGCUGUAAGGGAGAAGUGGCUGUUUACUCUCAAGCAGGAAGGAUGCUCGUCUCCAGCGAAGGUUGGACGGAGACAGAGGGGAACCGACUUUGUAAGGAUUUGCAGUGCGGCAAAUUCAAGACUAAAAGAGAAGUUUCAGGGGACGAUUCCUUCUGGAACAAAACCUUUAAAUGUGCAAAUGAUGGAAAGGCUGAAAGUAUUUGGGACUGUGAGACAGAAACUCCUCCUUCACUGCAGAGGAAGAAACUCUUCAUUGAAUGUCAAGGUCAGUCAAAGGUCAGCCUGUCUAGCAGCUGUUCUGGAGAAGUCAGGAUCAACUCUUCUCCAGUGUGCAAUCAAAACUGGGACACCGACUAUUCAAACAGGGUCUGUCAAGAACUGAACUGUGGCAAUGCCUUUGACCAUUCUGGAUUGUCUGGUAAAAAACCUGGACAUUAUGUCAGUUGUGACCAACACCACCAUGUCCUGGGUCAGUGUGGCAGAGUGGAGGGAACGUGCCAAAGCUCUGUUUCCAUCCACUGUUACAAAAAUAUUUCAUUUUCGACAUCAGAAAAUUGCGGAGGUCAUCUUAUAGUCAAUUAUGGAAAAAAGCGGGAAAAUGUUUGUGCUGACAAAGAAGCAUUAAAUAAAGAUUUGUUAGACACCUUGUGCAAGAUGAUGAACUGUGAGGCGAACGACAAGCCAACAAAAGAAGCAAUUCCAGAGACGACCCGUAGCUGGAAAAAGCUCCACUGUCCAGCAGAUGUCAGGGAUGUAAAGUACUGUGUGACCACACAACCUUGUAAGACAAACAAACAAGUGACUCUCCAGUGUAAAGGUUACAUACAAAGGAAACCAGAUCCCCCCCAAAAAAAACCAACUUCCGCUAUUGUCAUAGGGUUGGGAAUAGGUGUGGUUGUGUUGAUUCUAAUUGUUUUAUUUGUACGGAAACUGAUUGUCCGGAGGACUCAGAAAUCCAGAGUUUUACAACAAAUGUUUCCAGACAGAGAAAUUGAUUUUGACAGUGAAAUGUAUGAAGAAAUGAACCAACCAGAUGACAUGGAGGAGGACUUCAGACAGGACAGAUUCUUGGCCGAAACUGAGUUUGUGAAGGGCAAAGGUGCGCAGAGCUCUUCCUCUCUGCAGUACGAUGACGUGGAUGAAGUGACUGAGGCUCAUCCUCUGACCCCUAAAGAAUUAACGCCUGCUUCCUUAAGAGAACCCUACCGACAAGAAGGAGCUUCAUACCAAAGCGGUGAUGGAGUCACUUAUGAAGUGGAUGACCUGCCUGAGAAUUACGACGACGUUGGAGACAUCGCUGCUAAUGUGCAGACUACAACCGACGUCCACAACCAGCUUAAGGCCACACCUAGGAGCAGCACAGCGCCACCUGAAGGCCAACAGAGCGAUGAAGAUUACCUUGAGCCUGAUCAGAAUGGCUUUCAAGCAGUAUAUGUGAACUGGACUGAGUGACCCCCCCUCCCCCCGACAUUCCAAACAGGAAGUACCCCCUGGCUCCUUGAAGCCAAAACCCAAUAGACUUCUAUAAAGAAAUACACAACUGUUUUUCAGUCAUUCUAUUGGUCAGAUUAACAUUCUUGCUCUGAUACAAUUUUAUCACAUGUUCUUGAUAAUCAUAUUAUAUUUUUUCUGGAGUUCAACCUACAAACUGACCAAUCAGUCGCCUCACUACACGUGGGUGGUCUUGUGUAGAACAUUCAAAACGACAGACAGACAGCGCUUUUAGGUGGUAGGGGUGUGGCCUUCCUCCAAGCUCACUCCCAAUUUGCGAGAGUGGUUGCCAUAGAAACGUUGACUAAGACUAAUUCAGACUGUUUGCUGAUGACAGCUGGCGUCAACAUGGUGGCUUUCCUCUAGCGGAAAAAACAAAUGAGCUCGUUUGGUUGGAGCCAGAACUGAACCAUUUUCUAUGAGUGAUGUUGCACUUACUCAGUCUAGUUCUCAUAUUCAGGCAAAGGUUUCAAACUUUAAUUGUAUCAUUGGAUACAAUGGAAGUUAAAAAAAAAAACAUUUAAAAUGUAUUUCUUUUUAAUGAAUUUUUUUUUGAGGUGUAAACCUUCACAUAUUUUCUCAGUUUAAGCUUAAAAAACCAAACUAUAUUUUUUCCGAUCCAGGUUAGAAUAAAAAAGGAAUUGUUCACUCUUGGAUAAAAACAAUAAAAAUAGCUAAUAAAUGUUUGUGUACCCUGUAACAAAACCAAAUGUGUUUUAAAGACAUUGUGUUAGGUAUCAGUAAAUGUUUUAUAGUUUUUCUUUUUUUUUUAAAUAUAGCUAAUUUCUUGAAUAAAAAACUUAAAACUCA
Messenger RNA from Oryzias latipes (Japanese medaka), 4919 nucleotides. The record is from RefSeq and is a predicted model, not a curated record. NCBI's taxonomy places the organism in Eukaryota, Metazoa, Chordata, Actinopteri, Beloniformes, Adrianichthyidae.